Molecule: messenger RNA, 387 nt
Organism: Ascoidea rubescens DSM 1968
Lineage: Eukaryota; Fungi; Ascomycota; Saccharomycetes; Ascoideales; Ascoideaceae
Gene: CWC24
Product: U2-type spliceosomal complex subunit CWC24
Exons: 1
Biological process (GO): snoRNA splicing
Cellular component (GO): U2-type spliceosomal complex
Molecular function (GO): metal ion binding
Source: RefSeq, a predicted model, not a curated record
AACAUCAAAUCAACCAUCAUUACAGACUUUCAACCAGAUAUAUGCAAAGACUUUAAAAACACUGGCUACUGUGGCUUUGGUGAUACCUGUAAAUUCCUACAUCUAAGAGAUGACUUUCAAAAAGGCUGGAAACUAAAUGACAAUGAUAAAGAAUGGAUAAUAAACAGUACCUCUCUUGACAACAAAAUCAAAAAAAAAAUUAUAAACGAUAAAAUCCCAUUCAAAUGCCCAAUCUGUAGAAAAACCUACAAAAAUCCAAUAAAAACAACCUGUAACCACUACUUUUGCGAAAAAUGCUUCCUCGACCGAUACUCCUCCAAAAACAUCAAAAAAUGCUUUAUCUGCCAUGCUCAAACAAAUGGAAUAAUGUUUCCUGCAAAAAUUCUC